GCUAGCACACAAAGAACAAACCAGCAACCUCUGCGGCGUCAAUGCAUGGUGGUGAUGUCACCAGUUUUUCUUUCCCAGUCUUUUCAUUGUGCUGUUUCAUAUGUGUGCGCGUAUAGGAUGUUGCUCAGCUAGAAGUAAAUAGCAGUGCAACAUGACAGACUUUCCAGAUUUGAAGGAGCUGGAAAAUAAAGUUGGCCGGAAAACACCAGAAAAUCUUAUACUUUGGAUGAGGAAUGCUGCCGACUCACAAGAUGUGGAGAUAGAGCAUCAAAACUGCAUACUCAGUGAUUCUUUUGCCAACAAAUUGAGCAACCUUAAGCAAGAGAUGAAGUGGAUGCGCUCUGCGGAUGUGAGGAUUCUACGCCAGCUGGUUGCUGUGCACGAGGGCCUCGAGUAUAUGCGUUGGCUCAUGAUGGAGUGGAGUAUCUUGGCCGGUCGUGACAGCAGCCUGACAGGAAGUCUAAGCAGCUUGGUGACAGUUGAGGAGGGUGCACGUUCACUAACUCCAUGCAGGUGCAGUGUUAGGGGGGAGACAAUGGAGAAAAUACAUUUGACGUACCCUGAGGAUUUGCCUGAUACCUUUAGUCAAGAAUCAUCAGGUCAUUCACCGCACAAUGACAGUGACCAUUCACAUCAAAAUAGCUGUGUUGAAAUGUCAAGCCAAGAGUUCAGCCCAUCCACAAACUGUUUUGUUGAGAACGACUUCCAAGAGUCAGAACCCCAGGACUCAGAAGCUCACUCUCCACAGGAACUAGAAGUGGGCGCUGGCCCCAAUAAAGAAGUGAAUGAAAGCUCGCAAGAGACAAAGCAACAAAGCCACAACAGCAUAAGAGAAGAGGAUGAAAAGAUGGCUGUAGUUUUGUUUGGGUAUGAUGCUCAAUGGUGCUGGAUAGAGUCACAAGAUGACGUGAUGUUUUUGUGAUCUGCAAUUUGCGCAACACAAAAUACAUGUCCAUAACGUGAGACACUGUUUUUCCUAAUGAAAAGUCCAACAUGUAUUGCAGUAAGUAAAUUUAAAUAGUAAAUGCAUUCAGGUUUUAUUGCAGUAAGUUUUUAUAUAUUUUUUUACAAGUUGUUUGAUGAUCUUCGCAAAUAUUGCAAAUUACAAUACUUGAUUUAUUCUAUCAUGAAGUUUAGAUUUGUAGAAAAAUUGAGUAGGCUGCCUAUUCUCGCAUUUCAAUAUGCUUUUGGUUUUUGCUAUACAGUAUAAUCUGAAUGUACUACCUACUAUAUGCAGGUGCUUUUUUCAUCUUGAGGUUGCUUUCUUAAUGUUAAAUAUACUACUAUCAAAGAUAUUUGUCUUAUUUCUUU
This is a messenger RNA of Syngnathus typhle (broad-nosed pipefish), 1311 nucleotides long. Its product is annotated as leucine rich adaptor protein 1-like. The transcript has 2 exons. The coding region runs from base 152 to 922 and encodes 256 amino acids. The record is from RefSeq and is a predicted model, not a curated record. Gene Ontology annotation, biological process: positive regulation of cytokine production; positive regulation of canonical NF-kappaB signal transduction. NCBI's taxonomy places the organism in Eukaryota, Metazoa, Chordata, Actinopteri, Syngnathiformes, Syngnathidae.